Molecule: messenger RNA, 4066 nt
Organism: Salvelinus namaycush (lake trout)
Lineage: Eukaryota; Metazoa; Chordata; Actinopteri; Salmoniformes; Salmonidae
Product: 3 beta-hydroxysteroid dehydrogenase type 7-like
Exons: 7
Coding region: 319-1419 (366 amino acids)
Biological process (GO): steroid biosynthetic process
Molecular function (GO): 3-beta-hydroxy-Delta5-steroid dehydrogenase (NAD+) activity
Source: RefSeq, a predicted model, not a curated record
CCAGACCCUAGUAGAAUAAUAUCCAUUUAGGGUCGUCAAGCGAUUUUGUAAUACAUAGUAGUCUUUUUGAUAUCGUCUUUCCCGUACCUGUGUGGUACUAUACUGUAUGUCAUCAGGGUGAGUGUGCAUAGUGGAACGCACACAAUGUCGUACAGGAACUUGCAGGCUUGCCGGAAACUGCAAUGCUCUCGUGCAUAGAGAGGAUACAACAGAAGAACGUUGGAUCGCAGAGGGAGUUGUAGAAGAUCAACAAGGACGACUCGGUAACUAAUCAACCUAACAUCAAUUGUUGAUAGUAGCAACUAGCAACAGUGAAGAAUGUCGACUAAAGAACGGGGCCUGGUUUAUCUCGUCACCGGGGGCUGUGGGUUCCUCGGACAACACCUGUUACAGGUCCUUUUGGAGAAAGAGGAUGCGGUAACAGAAAUUCGGCUUUUUGACAAACACAUCGACUCAAGUUUAAAUGGCCACAGCACAGAGCGGGUAAAGGUGGUGGUGACGCAGGGGGACAUCACAGAUUACUCCAGUGUCCUGGAGGUGUCCAAGGGGGCAGACCUGGUCAUCCACACGGCCAGCCUGGUGGAUGUCUGGCACAGAGUCCCUGAGACAGUCAUCCAGGCUGUGAAUGUUCAAGGAACUGUGAAUGUGAUCAAUGCAUGUGUGGAGAAUGGUAUUCAGUAUCUGGUCUACACCAGCAGCAUGGAGGUGGUCGGCCCCAAUGUGAAAGGAGACCCCUUUAUCAGAGGUGAUGAAGACACCAUCUACAAUGUUUAUCACGAUAUGCCCUACCCCAGGAGCAAGGCCAAGGCAGAGGAACUGGUGCUGGAGGCCAACGGCAAUAAGGUGAAUGAAGGGGCCUGCUUGUACACAUGCUCCCUCCGUCCCACAGGGAUCUAUGGUGAGCAGCACCAGCUGAUGAGGGACUUCUAUCAGAUGGGUGUGAGGACAGGGGGCUGGAUCAUUCGAGGCGUCCCAAAGGACACGGAACAUGGUCGUGUCUAUGCAGGUAACGUGGCUUGGAUGCAUCUGCUGGCUGCUCGCUCCCUGAGAGAGCACCCCCAAAGGCUUGGAGGGGAAGUUUACUUCUGCUAUGACGACUCACCCUACAAGAGUUAUGAGGAUUUCAACAUGCAGUUCCUGUCUGGGUUCAACUUCCGCCAGGUCCGUGUGCCGCUAUUGGUGCUGUGGUUGGUGGCGUGCCUGAAUGACCUGCUCCGCUGGGUGCUGAAGCCUGUGUGCAGCUACACACCAUUACUCAACCGCUACACACUCGCUGUGGCCAGCACCUCCUUCACAGUGGGUUCAGACAAGGCCCAGCGCCACUUCCAGUACCGCCCCCUCUAUGACUGGGACCAGUGCAAGGCCCGCACACAGAGAUGGGUGGACACCUUUCCCUUCGCAGGCCCCAAGGACUCCUGAUCUGGGCUGAUCUGCUGGUCUGGUGGAACCUUGUCUGGGCUAAACCGAUGCACCACACAUCAUAACCUGGGAUGGAUGGAGGAGUGAGAGGACUUUCUCAGAUUUAUAUUCUCACUAUGUUUGCUCCAUCAUAAGCAGUAUUAUCAUUACAUGUAUGCAUACGAACUCUUGACCCCUGAACUCUUUAACCCUGAACUAUGACCUCCUGCACGUGUUCUUCAAAAAUGGUUAUGUCCUCCUACCUGUCACUACUUGUGGCUAGCCUGUAGCUCCUCAGGCAAAAUGAUGACAAGGCAUGUUCCACACUGAAAUGGGUCACUUAUCCAUCCCAUGAUCUUCUGAUUCACAUGAGACCCUUCCCAGCCCUAAAUAAGAGAUAAUACAUUGGAGAUUCAAUAUAAAAAGUUUGGGGCUUUAUCGGACAUUGCAAUAUUCAUCUUCUUAAAAAAGGGGUAGAUAUAAUGUGAUUGUAGUCAUAAAAGGGCGUAGGUAUGUGAUCUAGGAAUGCUGCUCAUGAAUUGUUUUGAGUCUAUUUCCAACAAUACACAGUGCAAUACAUUGCUAUACAUAUUUUGCAAUACAUACAUGAAAAUGCAAUACAUUUUCCACAAGACAUCAUCACUACAUAGACUUGAUCUGUUUUUGUUGAAGAGCACUAGUGCAGAAGAUAAGUAUUUACAUCUUAAACAUGCAUUAAUGCACAAAGAAAAUAUUGUCUGAUUAUGUCCUAUGUGAUUUUAGAGUUUUAUGAAUCACCUGCUAUACAUUAAGGUGAUUUUAUCAUCUGAAUGCACUGCCAAUUUAAAAACAACAAUUAAAAAAUCAUUAAAGAUAACAUUUCCCAGUGCAGUCAGAUUUAAACUUCAGACAGAGAAACGGUUAAUUUUAUAUUUCAUGCCUAUUGAUUAUUAUUAUAAUUUUGAGAAGUAGCGUUACUUAAAGAGCAACUGAAAGCAAUAAAAAACUUAGGCCAUUUUCUACCAGAGAAUAGAAUAUAUGUCUCAAACCAACUACAUUAAUGAAAUGUAAGCAUUUCAUGAGACACCUAUAAAAGAUGUGUAACAUGAAACUAUUGUCCCAUUUACAAUGUGUAAUUUAUUAACGGUCCCUAACUAGCCCCAGAGAUAGGCUAUCUAAAGUCAAAACAAUUUUGACACUGUCGCACACCAGCCGGCAAAGAAGUUGGAUAACUUGCUAGCUAAUUUAGGCUUCUUCCAGACACAAGACCCUGUUAACUUGAAACAGUCUAUCUCAAAGGGUGUGUACUGUUUAGGCAGAGUGUAAGUACAAAUGCUUCCCACGUCGGAACAAACACAAGAGACACCCACAUCAAGGAGCACCUGCGAGACCCAAAACUCGUUUAGUUUAAUUUCCUAAUGAGGAGAAUUGAAACCAGGACUCAAUCAGGAAGUUCAGCCCCCUUUAAGAAAACAAUAGACAUACUUGGAACACAGAAUUGGUUGAAUGGUAUCAAACACAUGGUUUCCAUGUGUUUGAUCCAUGUGUUUGAUGCCAUUCCAUUAGCUCCAUUCCAGCCAUUAUUAUGAGCCGUUCUCCCCUCCUCAGCCCCUGUGACUUGGAAAGCAUACGCUUUCAGUUUUGAAUAUUGUAUUGAAUAUGUAUUAUGUAUUUAUUUGUUUAAUUCCAAAUACAACUAUUUUAAUUAAUUCAAAGUUUAUUUGUUUUUUAUAAGGUAAAUAUGAUACUAUCAAAGACACAAUGCAUGAUUUUUGCAGAAAACGGCCUAGGUCCACUAUGGUGACCUCGGAAACGGCAAAAUAAACUAAAUGGAGAAACAUAUGGAAUACAUGUUAACAACACAUUCAUUACACGUCCUUUACAUAGUCCCAGUCGGUAUUAGAUAGAACGUUGCGCCCCUGCCUGCCUGUGGGGAAAACAACUUGUGGUUACCUUUUUCAAACGUAAUUUUCUUGUUGUCUGCUUGUUUUAGUCAAUUACAAAACGAAUUACAAUUACAAAAAAGUACAACGUCUAAAGAUUACUUUUCAACAUUGCCUGUGAUGGGAGUCACCUUGGUCAUGAUAGGGGCUGCACCAAAUGAUUGAUGUAUUAUAAUAAUUGAUUAUGCUUAUGUUGUAUUAAUGGAAGGGCUAUAAGACACUCCCCCACUACAUUUAUAGGGUCCUGGACCACAGAUUAGCAAUAUAUAUAUGCAUUAUAAGGUUUAAUACUGUUCCACAGUUCUUUUCUAGUCUCUGCCUCUUAUAAGAAACGGUCUGAGCAGAUGUGUGAGCCAUUGCAGUCAAAACAGGGUGUCUGUGAGAAAGCGCCUCAAGGCUUAAAGACAUACAUAGACAGAGACCCCUGCAGGGGAGUAAAUAGAUAAGAGACAAGUCAGACAUACCACUGUAAGCCACACGGGAAUGGAAAAUGACUGCUGAGCCCUUAGAAAACACUGGAACUAUUGUUUUCUCCUGCAAGUUUGCAUAACUGUAUAUGCAUGGGCUUGGUCUCAUGAGUAGAAGGUGUUGACGUAGGCAGUUACACCACUAGGGGUUGACUGCAAGUAUAUUAAAGCAACUGAUCUUUUUUAUUUUGCAGAAUUUACUCUGAAACAUACGUGCUGUGUUUCCGUUGUCAACUUCUGUCUGCAUUUGCAUUAAUAAAGGUUUCAUUGAUUUACUUA